Molecule: messenger RNA, 388 nt
Organism: Racocetra fulgida
Lineage: Eukaryota; Fungi; Glomeromycota; Glomeromycetes; Diversisporales; Gigasporaceae
Source: the annotation of a GenBank genome assembly
AUGGAAUUAUUCGAUAGUGAGUUUAUUGACGCUGCACGUGACAAAGUAAUAAAUGAAGAGUUGAACAAAGCAGUAGUUGAAAACUAUCAAGAUGUAUGUUACGAAGUAAUAAAUAAAGCGUUAAACGAAUCAUUAUCACUAAAUGAAGUAGAAGUUGAAAACUAUCAAGAUAAUACAAGUCAUAGGCUUAUAUUUGAUAUGGACUCUUCGGACGAAGAUUUAAACGUUCCUGCUCCUUCGCUUCAAAUAACUUUAGAACAAUCUUUUCAUAUCUGGGACGAUGUUGAAAAUUUUCUAAAGGAUUAUGGAUUAGAAAAGGAUUUUAGUAUCUGCAAAAAACGUACAGAAACACAAAUGGAAAAUGAUACUCAAAUCUUAUGUAAAGUUA